Messenger RNA from Colossoma macropomum (tambaqui), 567 nucleotides. Its product is annotated as E3 ubiquitin/ISG15 ligase TRIM25-like. The record is from RefSeq and is a predicted model, not a curated record. The transcript is spliced from 2 exons. Bases 1 to 567 code for a protein of 188 amino acids. Gene Ontology annotation, molecular function: zinc ion binding. Lineage: Eukaryota; Metazoa; Chordata; Actinopteri; Characiformes; Serrasalmidae.
AUGGCAGAGGAUAGCUCAAAUAAUCAGAACUGUCCAAUGUAUCUGGACCUGCUGAAGGAUCCAGUGACUACUCCUUGUGGACAUGCCUAUGGUAUGGAGUGCAUCAAGGAUGGUUCAGAUCAUGUUCAGACAGAGGGAUACCGGUGCCCACAAUGCAGACAGACCUUCACUCCAAGACCUGCCCUCAACCAGAACACUCUUAGUGCUGAAAUGGAGGAAAUGAAGACGAGGGUGAAUGCACCUGCCUCUGGACCUGGAGACGUGGAGUGUGAUUUCUGCACUAAGAUAAAACAGAAAGCCGUGAAGUCCUGCCUGGUCUGUCUGGCUUCUUACUGUGAGACUCACCUCCAGCCUCACUAUGAAUCUCCUGCCUUUAUUAACCACAGGCUGAUCCAAGCUACCAAACGACUCCAAGAGCAGGUCUGCUCUCUACAUCAGAAACCUCUGGAGGUUUAUUGUCACUUUGACCAGCUCUGCAUCUGUGUUUUUUGCACCAUGGAUAAACAUAGUGAACAUACAACGGUGACAGCUGCAUCUUACAGAAUGGAAAAACAGCUCAAUGUAUGA